AUGGAUGAAAUCCAGCCUGGCGAGCCUAAUCUGAACGGAGAAUCGAGGGACGUUCUACCAAGAGAUAGGCAAUUGAAGACACCUACAUACGAUUAUGCGUUCGAAAAGUCUAUGAGCCAUGCAGAAGCCAAACUAUUCUAUCAAAAUCACUCGAAUACUCCGGCUAAUAACCAAGCUGUCGGCAUUAAUCCCGUUCACUUUCCGGUUUCUGGUCAAACCGGGCCUCCUUCGUUAUCCGAAGAGGUUCACUCUGCUAGUGAUAUUCUUGGGGCUUCCAGUGGCAUGAUGAACUUGAAUUCUGAUAGCGACACGGUUACUUCGGAGUUGAAUACCAUAUGUCGCAAGAUCCGGGGUUUGCUGGACUUGAGAUCAAAAUACAUCAACUUAUCUCUACAAACGCUCAAAGACAACCCCAAUAAUCGUUCGGAUUGGACGAUAUAUCCACCACCACCAGAACCAGCCUGGGGCGAAGACAAAGAGACUGCCAGGAUCAACAAUGAAUCUCAUCCGGACCAAAGAAGGAGAAAAAUGGGUGAAAAUAUUGGUGAAGACUUUCACUUAAAUGAGUGCAUGCCGCUACCGGGAGAGUCUGACUGGGUCUUCAAGUUAGAUGAGGGCAGCGUUUACCAACUUUACGAGAAUUUGAGUGCUGCCAAACAAGGAGUUCCUGUGGUCAAAAUCCCAUCUUUGAGAGACUUCUACAUGGAUCUUGAUGCGGUCACUGAUGUGUCAACUGAUGGGCCGGCAAAGAGCUUUUCAUUCAAGCGCCUUUCGUACUUGGAAGGAAAGUUUCAGCUCUAUUCACUCUUGAAUGAGUAUCAAGAAAUUACGGAUAGCAAGAAAGUGCCUCACAGGGAUUUCUAUAAUGUGCGGAAAGUUGACACCCAUGUUCAUCACUCAGCAUGCAUGAAUCAGAAACAUCUACUUCGCUUCAUCAAAAGCAAGAUGAAGAAGUCGCCGGAUGAAGUUGUUCUUUUCAGGGAUGGUAAGCAUCUAACACUUAAAGAGGCACAUACGGAUUCGUUUCAUCGAUUUGACAAAUUCAAUCUUAAAUAUAACCCAGUUGGGGAGUCCCGACUGCGAGAGAUUUUCUUGAAAACCGACAAUUACAUCAAGGGGCGCUAUCUUGCUGAGAUAACUAAGGAAGUUAUCUCUGAUCUUGAAUCAAGCAAGUAUCAAAUGGUCGAAUGGCGCAUCUCUAUAUACGGAAGGUCGCUUCAAGAAUGGGACAAACUCGCAGCCUGGGUAGUAGACAACAAAUUAUUCUCUCCAAACGUUCGUUGGCUUAUCCAAGUUCCUCGACUAUAUGAUGUCUACAAAUCAAGCGGUAUGAUGGAAAAUUUCGAGCAGGUGAUCACGAACGUUUUUCAGCCACUAUUCGAGGUUACGAAGGAUCCGAGCAGCCAUCCUAAAUUGCAUAUUUUUUUGCAACGUGUGGUCGGCUUCGAUAGUGUUGACGAUGAGAGCAAGGCCGAACGUCGUCUGUAUAGGAAAUAUCCCAUUCCUAAAGAGUGGAACACGAAACAGAACCCACCAUACACUUAUUGGAUCUAUUUCAUGUUCGCCAACAUGGCUUCCCUCAAUAUUUGGCGACAGCGGCGUGGUUUCAAUACGUUUGUCUUGAGACCACACUGUGGCGAGGCCGGAGAUCCCGACCAUCUUGCCGUCGGCUUUCUUUGUUGCCAUAGCAUUAGUCAUGGUAUCUUACUCCGGAAGGUCCCAUUGCUGCAAUAUUUGUUCUACCUUGACCAAAUAGGCAUUGCGAUGUCUCCCCUGAGCAACAACGCGUUAUUCCUAACGUAUGACAAGAAUCCAUGUGCCCAUUUCUUCAAAAGAGGCUUGAAUGUGUCAUUAUCUACAGACGAUCCGCUACAGUUUGCGUUCACAAAAGAACCUCUGAUUGAGGAAUACUCUGUAGCAGCGCAGAUCUACAAGUUCAGCGCGGUGGAUAUGUGUGAGCUAGCUAAGCAUUCCGUCGAGCAGUGCGGUUUCGAACUCCCGUUGAAGGAAAGGUGGCUUGGCUCGAACUGCUCUUUGGCUGGGGUUGCGGGCAACAAUGUUGCAAAGAGUAACGUGCCUGAUAUCCGAGAAGCAUUCCGACACGAAACACUGAUUGGGGAGCUGGCAUUGUAA
Aspergillus mulundensis is the source of this 2133-nucleotide messenger RNA. Its product is annotated as AMP deaminase. The transcript is spliced from 2 exons. Gene Ontology annotation, cellular component: cytosol. The record is from RefSeq and is a predicted model, not a curated record. Lineage: Eukaryota; Fungi; Ascomycota; Eurotiomycetes; Eurotiales; Aspergillaceae. Gene Ontology annotation, molecular function: AMP deaminase activity. Bases 1 to 2133 code for a protein of 710 amino acids. Gene Ontology annotation, biological process: AMP metabolic process; IMP salvage.